CUUUGACCUCCAAUCAGACGAGCAGCUAGCAGACGCCGCGCGCGUUACGGUGAAAAUCUUGGCAUAUACGUAGAUCUUCAAGUUUAACGCCCACUGUUUCGCACCUUCAUCACAACAGACAUCUUUUGCGUUUUGUAACAAUCAUUUCGUAUGUGUAUGUUGUUUAUAAUACUAGUAUAGUAGCCGUCGUCGAUUGUCAACACUUAGUAAAAGGCACGCCCCCCUCCCACCCUGCGUGACCCUUCAUGUGAUUCUUGUUACCAAAACAUGGGGAAGUUACUGUUUGUAUGAUUAUAUGUUGCAUGCAGGCCUUGCAGCUCUACCUCAUUCAUUAUAACGCAUCUAAUUCUCUGCACAUCCUUGUACUGUGGAGAGAGCACAACAGUCGUUCUAAUAGGCUAGGUUGUCAAAUGCAAAAAAAAUUAUUUCAAAGCCGUCGGCCGUCUAAACCACCAAACUGAGAUGACCCUCAAACUGUCGAAGAUUGUAUCCAACUUCCCACAAGAAGGCCUGGCGUUCGCUUUCGCCUAUGGAUCUGGCGUUUUCCAUCAGAGAGGACAUAAAGCAAUGUCGCAAAAUAUGGUGGACUUCAUCUUUGCUGUGGACAAUGCUGAAGCAUGGCACAAGGAGAACAUGAGAAGAAACAGGAAACACUACUCAUUCCUCAGCAGUUUGGGGCCUGAAGGGAUCGCCAGGGUACAGGAGAACUGGGGUGCCAGGGUUUAUUUCAACACACUAGUUCCCUGUGAGGAUAGAAUAAUCAAGUAUGGAGUUAUCAGUACAAGUGACCUGAUAGAUGAUCUUUAUCUGUGGAAGACUCUGUACGUCAGUGGACGCCUACAGAAACCUGUCCUGAUAUUGAAAAGAAGAGACAACCCAGAGUUACUAGAAGCUCUUCGACAGAACACAUUGAGUGCCAUGGCUGCAGCACUGCUCAUGUUACCCGAGGCAUUCACAGAGGAGCAACUGUACAUCGCCAUAACAAGCCUUUCAUACACAGGAGACUUCCGUAUGACAGUUGGAGAAGAUAAGCAGAAGGUACAGAACAUUGUGAAGCCAAACGUCGCCAGGUUUCAGGAGCUGUAUCAUCCCAUCUUGGACCAUGUCAACCACAUUCACUGGCACAAGAAACAGGCUUUUAUUGAGCAAGACACCAGUCCCCAUGCGGUGUACUCACACCUGAACAUGCUGCCAAAGACGUUACAGGAUCACAUCUGGCUGGAGAAGAACCGAGAUAAGAGAUACCAGGAUACCGAGGAGGUGAUGAAGAGCCUGGCUCACAGUGCAGACUACAGAGAGGUGGUAGAAAGAGGAGUACAAAGUAUUGUGAAAAAAUCCAGCAUUACUCAAAGUUUGAAGAGUAUUUUAACAGCAGGCAUGGUGAAGAGUGUGAGGUACAGUGCAGCAAAACUGAGAAAGAUGUUGUCCAGCAGGAGGCAGCCCGUGUCGGUGUAGGCAGCAGAGAUGGGGACAGUCAGGGAUCUGUUCAGUCUGACACUCAGACGUUGUUUCUAUGUUUUGAAUUGUGGGUGCAAACAGUGAUAGCUGAAUGCCUCACAUCUAUGUUCUAGUUAUCUUUUAAAAGUUUGUUUCUUCAGUGCAAGUACAGUUAGCUUGCUUGAAAUUAUUUACACAUAGCCCAUUUAAUUCACAAUUAUCCAUCUACAAAGGUGGCCUUGUGUAAAGGGCUUGCAUUUUACUAUCCAUCAAGGUUCUGAAAUGGUCUUGUUUGUUCCAAGUUUAUGUAAGCUAACAUUGGACAUGAUAUAUUGUCUCUGCAACUAUGUUACUUGUUAUCAUCUGAAACAAAUAAAGUCUUGGAGUCUGGAACCCAGUCUGUUUUAA
Branchiostoma floridae (Florida lancelet) is the source of this 1845-nucleotide messenger RNA. RefSeq names its product phosphatidate cytidylyltransferase, mitochondrial-like. The transcript has 8 exons. Lineage: Eukaryota; Metazoa; Chordata; Leptocardii; Amphioxiformes; Branchiostomatidae. Gene Ontology annotation, cellular component: mitochondrion. Gene Ontology annotation, biological process: cardiolipin biosynthetic process; CDP-diacylglycerol biosynthetic process. The record is from RefSeq and is a predicted model, not a curated record. Bases 463 to 1455 code for a protein of 330 amino acids. Gene Ontology annotation, molecular function: phosphatidate cytidylyltransferase activity.